Neopsephotus bourkii (Bourke's parrot) is the source of this 3084-nucleotide messenger RNA. It is a transcript of the gene EMCN, whose product is annotated as endomucin. The record is from RefSeq and is a predicted model, not a curated record. Lineage: Eukaryota; Metazoa; Chordata; Aves; Psittaciformes; Psittacidae. Bases 163 to 1101 code for a protein of 312 amino acids. The transcript is spliced from 11 exons.
CUGUUCUUUAUCAAAGUCCCCAAAAUAAGCAGGAAUGGGCAGUGACUAGGCACAGUCUCUACACACCUUUUUCCAUGGAGUAAUUAAGGCCUGCCUCAGAGUGAGAGAGCACUCCCUGCCCAGCUGUGUGAGGCAGAGCUGACAGCACUACCACCACCAAGCAUGAAGCUCCUAGGGAUUGCCUUCUUUUUCUUAGUUGCGCUCUGUGUUUGCACUGUGGGAGAAAAUGGUGUUCAAACCAGUACCGCCAGUGCAACUGCUCCUGCCUCAACAUCAAAAUCUGUAACAGAAGCUUUCACUGCAUCAACUUCACGAGCAACAACAUCUCAAGCACCAGUGCUGACAACAACUGCAAUCAGAGCUACAGACGAGUCUAUCACAAGCAGCUCUACACCUUCUGCAUCUACUGUUACACAACAAAUAACACAAGGUACAACAACACAACCACCAGUAGAAGUGACCACUACAGCAGCAUAUAAAAGUGACAGCACAACAAACACUACACAAGCAAAUGGAACACAGUUGGCACAAAAUGAGAGUUCAGAUGCUUCAUCCACUAAGGGAUGGUUUUCUUCAUCCACUGAGGGAUCGUCCUUUUCACCUACAAUCUCUCUACAAAAAACCACUUCUGCUCCUGGAACCUCAGGCCUUCACCUGAGCUCACCAACACAAUCAACAAAUCUAGGUUUUUACAGUCCUGAGAGCACUCGUGAAAACAAGAAAGGGACAGGGAGUGACAACCACUAUUCUAGUGUUAUCUUGCCAGUCGUCAUCACCCUGAUAGUUAUUACCCUCUCUGUCUUCUCACUGGUGUCUUUGUACAGAAUAUGUCAGAAGAAAACUCCAGAGAGACAAGAGAACAGCACUGAACAAGCCCAGUCAGAUAAAGAAGGAGUGAAACUUCUUUCUGUGAAGACAACUUCUUCUGAUACUGUUUUUAUAGAAGUGCAUGAUAUAUAUGAGGUUGGCUUCUCACUGCCCUCUGCCAGUCUAUCUGAGCCCACAACUCCUCCUCCAUCAGGAGAAGUGUCACGAGGCAGGACCACAGGUAAAGGGGGUCUAGUUGCACUUGCAGCUGUGCAGUUGUCAGUGCUUUGUUAACUGCACCAAACACUUCUUUCCAGCUCCCUUAGGCUCCCACUUUUGCAGUUCACACGUGUACUUAUCAAAGUAGACAAACAUGCAAUGAAUUUUCAACCCAUUAUGAAGAAAAACAUUGCCACAGCAUCUAUCAAAUAGGAUCAACCAAUAGUUUUAUGCAAGAUGCUGUAUAACUAUAUUGUGAGAAGCUCUCAAGUCUCUCCUGAUGCCUUUUAUCUCCUUGUGAACAAGACUAGAAUUUCUGUGUCAUCCUCUCCUAAAUGCAUAAUACAGAAACAACAAAAGCCAAUUUUUCAUUGAUGUUGCUGUCCGGCAAUUUUGCUCUUGUUCAUAUAUAUUCUGCAUAACUGUGCCAUAUCUCCCAGUUACAAGGCUUCAAAGCAGGCAAUCUAUCUAGACCAGUUGAACACUGCCAUGGCACUGUGUAUAUUCUCUGGUGUGAAAUAAUUUCUUUGGUUGAUUAAAAUAUCAUUUGUUCUAACAAAAUGCCAAACACAAGUAUUUGGGUUUUGUUUUCCCUUAUGGGAAGCAAGGUCUAAUCCACUGCUUUUAGUGGGUGAUGGUUUAGGGGCAUGUUUGGUUUUUUACAGUCUCAGAAUUUAUUUGUCAGUUAAGGCUAUUCUGAGAUCAGUAAAAAUGUCUUCCCACUUGCAACUAACCCAACUGUUCUUCUGUAUUGUCUCUUUGUGUUGCAGCUGGAUAUUUAGUACAGCAUCAAACUGCUGAGCCAUUAGACUCCAAAAUUUUUCUAGAUACCUCAGUCUCAAGACGUCCUGCAGCUCUGUAUCUGAAACCUUGUGUUAUCCUUGUUUCUCUUGAACAGACAGCAUCUGUGUGACCAUUUCUUCUCCAGUAUAUAAUCAUUCUCUCUUUAUCACUCAACUGUUAGUUGGCACUAACAAUCAUAGACCCUAUAAUGCAAAUAUCUUCAGACAUAUUUGCAGCCAUGGGGUAGCAAUAACUUGGUUUUGUUUCAGAAUUCUAGCAGGCUCCUGCCCUGUUGGGAGCACAACGGCAAAGCAACACAGAGCACCCCUGCCUGCAUUGAGCCAUCAUCAGACAGUCACUGAUAUUAUAGGGGGACAUUGACCCCAGUAAUAGUUUGCGGCAGUUCACUCUUUCCAGGGAUUAUGUGUGUAGUGCCAGGAAAUCAGAUAGGGCAUGUGAGUGUCUGCGUGCUCAGGGUCUGCAGGAAGUCAAAUUCACCAUUCCUGUUCCAUACACCACUUCCAGCAGGUACCAAUCAAGCAGUCUCCCGCCUGGAAACAGCACUGCUUCACCCACCUCAUGCUCUGAUCCAAAGCCUGUUGACAUAAAUGGGCAUUAUCCAAGGAGCUAGGUUGGCUCUGGAGCAUCUCCUUAGACGUGGUGUUUUCCUGUGGUGUGAAAUACCAGUCUUCCAUGUAAGUCUGCCUAAUUUCUAGCAUAGGCAGAGCAGCAAGAUGAGAGUGGAACUGAUAACAAAGUAUUGAUAUUUAUUACAACUAUUGAAUAUUAUCUUCUGCAUGGUAAUAUAUUUCUCAACUAAUUUCCCCUACCUCUUUUCUAAACAAUCUUGCCAAUUUCUCCCUUUCACACCCUAUUAAAUCUUCUAUUUCUGUAUAUUGAACAAGGAAAGUAAAAAAGUUAGGAAUGAAGAAAUAAUAAAGCAAGAAAUAGAUAAUAAAUUUAAAAAUAAAUUAAGGUUCUUAAAAAUCUCAUUACUUUGUUAGUCCAAAACUCUACAAUAUUUAAACUGGUUCACUUUAUUUUAGCUUUUCAAAACAAGAUUUUUACCUAACAAAAGCUUUUCACCUGCCAAAACUGUACAAAUCUUGUUGAAAUGUUUCAUUGGUUGUCUACGGGAGACUUGUGUUUUCCUUUUCUCUAGACGAAAUUUAUCACCAGAAUUUCUGAAGCUCUAACUUAGCAACAAUUAAGAAUGUUUUUUAACAGUUUGAUCUGAAAUUGAACACUUGGGAAGUUGUCCUGGGUUCAGCACUU